CUACUGACUUGCUGGAAUUAAAAAAAAAUCUAGAAAUACUUAUAAAACUUGGAAAUUUUGUGUAUCAAGCAGUUAGAAAUAUUCUAAUUGCACAGCAAUAUAAGCAAGAUACUAAAAAAGUGAUUAAGAAAUGUGAUGAGAUUACUUUAGAUUUAAAGAUUCCAA
Cetraspora pellucida is the source of this 165-nucleotide messenger RNA. Lineage: Eukaryota; Fungi; Glomeromycota; Glomeromycetes; Diversisporales; Gigasporaceae. The record is from the annotation of a GenBank genome assembly.